This is a messenger RNA of Oncorhynchus gorbuscha (pink salmon), 3078 nucleotides long. Its product is annotated as zinc finger protein 501-like. Bases 221 to 1621 code for a protein of 466 amino acids. Lineage: Eukaryota; Metazoa; Chordata; Actinopteri; Salmoniformes; Salmonidae. The record is from RefSeq and is a predicted model, not a curated record. The transcript has 2 exons.
CACUUCUGUCGCCUGCUAGACGACAUAGCCGAAAGAUUCAAGCUAUUUAUACUUUUCCGGUGUAUAUUACCUACUGUGUUUUACACACACUUCUGUCGUAUCUACUUGUUAACCUAUUUAAUUUAAUAUUACGUUAUUUUGUAUUAGUCAGCUAUAGUAACUGGCUGGUUAAGUUAGCACUAGCCUAGUCGCUAAUGAUAGCUAGCUAACAUCCCCGACCAUGAGCUCCCUAAACUAUUCUCAUCCUGUUGAAGAAGAGGUCUGCUGGACGGAGAAAGAAACUCUGGGGUUGAACAUUGUCGUGAAAGAGGAGGAGGAUGUUACAGUAAAACAAGAAGUAGAGGGUGUUACAGUGAAACAAGAAGAGAAAGACGUUCCAGUGAAAGAAGAGGAAGAGGCGUUCAGGGUGAAAGAGGAGGAGUAUGUUACUGUGAAAGAAGAGGAGGAAGAGAAAGGGGAGGAUGUAGCUUUUGAAGUGAAGAAGGAAGGGGAGAUUACUGUCACAUUGAAAGAUGAAGAGGUGGAGAUAGGAGAUCUGAUUAACACCAGAGAGAGACGUGACUAUCGUGGAGCCUCUGGGGUGCCUCAACAACCUCAUGAUGCUGAAGAGGCAGAGAAGAGUCUCUCCACAUCAAAACACCUCAAGAAACAUCUGCGGAGAUCCACAUGGAAGAGAACUCACUGCUGCCCUGACUGUGGGAAGAGCUUCACCUCAUCAGGCAUUAAAAUUCAUCAGAGAAUCCACACAGGAGAGAAACCUUAUUGCUGUGAUCAAUGUGGGAAGAGUUUUACUACAUCUGGCUCUCUGACAGUGCACCAGAGAAUACACACAGGAGAGAAACCUUAUAGCUGUGGUCAAUGUGGGAAGAGUUUUACUCAGUCAAACAGCCUGAUAUCGCACCAGAGAAUACACACAGGAGAGAAACCCUAUAGCUGUGAUCAAUGUGGGAAGAGUUUUACUACAUCUGGCUCUCUUACUUUACACCAGAGAAUACACACAGGAGAGAAGUCUUAUAGCUGUGAUCAAUGUGGGAAAAGUUUUAUUCAAUCUAGCUAUCUGACAAUGCACCAGAGAAUACACACAGUAGAGAAAUCUUACAGCUGUGGUCAAUGUGGGAAGAGUUUUUGUCAAUCUAGAGAUCUGACAGUGCACCAGAGAACACACACAGGAGAGAAACCUUAUAGCUGUGGUCAAUGUGGGAAGAGUUUUAUUACAUCUAGCAUUCUGACUCGACACCAGAGAACACACACAGGAGAGAAACCUUAUAGCUGUGGUCAAUGUGGGAAGAGUUUUAUUACAUCUAGCAUUCUGACUCAACACCAGAGAACACACACAGGAGAAAAACCUUAUAGCUGUGGUCAAUGUGGGAAGUGUUUUGUUCGAUCUGGCCAUCUGACAAUACACCAGAGAACACACACAGGAGAAAAACCUUAUAGCUGUGGUAAAUGUGGGAAGAGUUUUGUUCGAUCUGACUAUCUGACAUUACACCAGAGAACACACACAGGUGAGAAAUCUUAUAGCUGUGACCAAUGUGGGAAGAGUUUUGCGACAUCUGGCUCUCUGACUUUACACCAGAGAAUACAAACAGGAGAGAAACCUCAUAGAUGUGAUCAGAGAUAAUCUGAUAAACGAUCUCUGAUCAAUUAUCAGAAAAUGUAUACAUGAAGGAGUUGUUUCAUGAUAUCAAUUAAUUAAUGUCACAAUGUAGAAGCCUAAACAUCACCCUGUUCUAUGGAUUUCAGCAUGAUAUAUAUUAGCCUCAGGGGGAAAUCCAGGCUCUGAAAUGGAAGAGUACUAUUUAUGUGAUUUAACAAAAAGUGACUAACAAAAAAGGAGUUCUCUAACUAGGGAUGUUCACAUUAUUCCCAGAUUCCGUGUGGUUUUUGAGCUGUUAGUUUUAACAGGACGUGCAACCUCAUCUCCCUCCUCUCUCCGCACCAUUGAUUUCGAGGUGAUAUCGUUGAGUGAUGACAAAUAAGUGUUGUGUUUCUUUGUUUUGCGACUCCUAAAUUUAAAUGCAUCACUCCAAAAUGUAGCUGACUGUCUUCUGCAGGUUGUCCUCUAACCAGUGAGGUAAAAUAUAUCUCCCAUUUCCAUGUGUUUUGUUUAGUUGUGUUAGUUUCAACAGUAGCACAACCUGAUUUCCCCCCUAAUCGAUAUCAGUGAUUUAUUGCUACUUGUCAAAACAACAGCGUAUUUGGUGCUUGUGUCCGUGGUGAGGACCACUUGGUUCCCGAUUGUCUCAAGGUUGGGCAGUCAAAAAUAUUUGUUUUGUGUUUAGCCAAUGCGUUGCCAUGGAUUAGAAUUUAUUUUGACCAUGUUUUUCCGUAUUGGAGAUUAGUUGUGUUUGGGCUUGUUCCAAGGGGACGAGAGUUCUAGAAGCUAGUGAUUUUUAGGAAGACGACAUGUAGGGAGAACUGAUUCAAAUAAAAAACAAGUUAUUUUUUCUUGUUUUUAAUUGUUGACAGCCAGUAGACACCAUGUUUAUAUUGUAGUUGAUUAUAAUGUGAAAUGGAAGUUGUUUUCUGUUGGUGGUGCGCAUUCUCUUAAGUGUUAUAGUCUUUAGUUUUUCCAUUUAUGUUUUGGGGUUGGACUUUAGCACGUAUAGCUCAUUAGCACGUAGGGCACACUGAUUUGUGUCAACUCGUUAGUCAGUAUGUGUUACACCUGUAAUGGCUUGUCCAUCUCGUGGUGUUUCAGGUUCUAUUUAAGAGUGUCUGGCCCAGUUCACCAGUUGUCUUGAUAGAUGUGGAGAGUCAACACCUUUAGUUGCUCCACCUUUUUGGUUUGCUUCCUGUCUUUUAAGUUUGGUGUGGGUUUUUCUUUUAUUUGCCUCUUCUUGGGCAGAUUUAGUGGGUCUCAUGGUGGGUGUCUUUUAUGUCCCAGUUGUUGUUACUAGUCAACUUUCAGUGGACACUGAGAGCAAAACUGCAACAUUAUGUUAUACUUUUAUUGGAUCAAAUGGUUAUUUUUUGCAACAGAAUAGAGGGUUCUUAGAACUAUAGUGUCUGUGUGUUCUACUGAGGAUGGGCCUCUGGGCGAUAACUGACAGGAGAUUUACAGUGUCUUUUGGGUGA